Molecule: messenger RNA, 2162 nt
Organism: Actinia tenebrosa (Australian red waratah sea anemone)
Lineage: Eukaryota; Metazoa; Cnidaria; Anthozoa; Actiniaria; Actiniidae
Molecular function (GO): protein binding
Source: RefSeq, a predicted model, not a curated record
UGUUUUCUGUUUAUGCUUUUAGAUCUUGUAUUAAACCUUGAUGUACAAUGGCCAGCCAAGAAGAAAGAGAUAAUUACUUCAGCUUGACUCUUCUGUUGUUCCGUGUUGGGAACCAAAAGUUAAGAGAGUAUUUUAAGACACAGUGGCCAAUAGUAUACCAGCAUGUUAGACCUGGUACAGUACCACCCCCUUGGAAUGACACACCACAUGAUGCAGCAGAAAUGAAAAAAAUACAGCCAUCCAAACUGAAAUUCAAGUUCAAAGAUGAAGAAACAAAGUUUAACUCAGGAAACACAAACGACUGGGACUUCUCACUUCUCACCUCAGUGCUACGAUAUUCAUCUUUGCAAUUUGUGCUGCCUUCCAGUCCUGAAAGUAAAGCGUUAGAUGAUCUUAAAAAAAUCCGUAACAGACUAAUAGGACAUGCUACUGAUGCAGCAAUAACUGAUGCAGUAUUUAAUACAGCAUGGGCAGACACCUGCAAUGCGUUAGCACUGUUCAAUGCAUCUGCUGCUGACUUCAAGUGUGUACAAGAUGAUGUGAAAAAGCCAUUGGAUGUGUUGUACCCAAUGCUGAAACAGUGUGUUGAACAAGAGAAAGAAAUAAAAGAUUCUGUUGACACAAAGGAAGAUGUCAAGACCAAAAAACCAAGAACUACAAUCAMCAACAGAGAGAGGGAUUAUGCUAAAGAUUCUGAAAUGCUUAAAAAGGCAAUAAAAGCCAACACAGAGUACCAAACCAAGUAUGGUCACGACGCUUUCAGCAGACCACAAGAACAAACAAAAAAGGUGGUACGCGAACACUUAGAAAAAAAUGAGAACCUAAUAAGUUUUUGUCAUAUUCCGCUAUUGUCUUUCUUGCUGUGCUGGUGUUUAGAAUGGCGAAUUAGUCAUUUUGGAAUCUCAGAAAAUCUACCCGCUAAAAUAACUGAUCUUUAUGAUGAGGUUGCUAAAGUCUUGGUACAAAAAGUCCAUGCAACUCUCAAAUAUUCAGAAAUGUCAGAAUAUGCAAAGAAAAUAGCUGAAGAAACGCUAGGUAAACUAGCUAAAUUAGCAGCUACUUUACUGAAGAAAAGUACUUUUGACGAAGAAGACAUGAAAAAACUAGGCCUUACCGAGGACGAAAUUGAAAACUUGAAAGUAAGCGGCAUUCUUCAUUGUGUUCCUGGAAUUAGAAUUUCUGUUUUUCAAACAAAAGAAGAGUUUAGUUUCACUCAUUUGACUCUGCAGGAAUAUCUCUCUGCUUCUUUUUUUGUGAAAAAUAAGGAAAUUCCAGAGAAAGAGAAAGUGAGUGGGCAGACGUUUGUGUUUAUGUGUGGACUUUUGUCGAAGGAAAAAGAUCAUGGAGAACAACUAAUGAAUAAACUAAUCCAACAGAUAUCACCUAAGGAUAAUAGAUUUAAGCUAAAUAAACUGCGAAUGUUACAGUGUCUGUAUGAGUAUGGAGAGGAAGAACUAACUGCAAUAACCAUGAAUAAUCUGUACGAUAAAUACUGUAAUAUGUAUGGGUACAUUAGUUUUAAAGUAACUGAUGCUGAUGUGAAAUACGUAUCCUAUUUGUUGGAUAUCAUUCGUUCACUAAAAGAACAACAUCCACAGUCAUCUAGUGAUUAUACUUUGUACAUUCGUGGUUUAACCUCGUUUGGUGUUGGUGUUGUUUGUCGUUCGCUUGUUCGUAAUUCGUUCAUAACUAAACUGGACCUGUCAGAGUGUAGUUUAGAUUAUAAAUGUGUAGAAAAAAUAACUGACUCGUUAUUAAACACAGGAAUAACUUACCUAGACCUAACAAAGAAUAAUAUUACAGAUGAAGGAGUGAAGAGUAUUUGUAGUGUACUACCACAAACUAAAAUAACCGAGCUAGACCUAGGGUAUAAUAAUAUUACAGAUGAAGGAGUGAAGAGUAUUUGUUGUGUUCUACCACAAACUAAAAUAACCGAGCUAGAUCUAGGGUAUAAUAAUAUUACAGAUGAAGGAGUAAAGAGUAUUUGUAGUGUCAUCAUGCAAGAUGAUUGUCAAGUAAAAGCCUUACACUUAAUUGGCAAUUUCAUAAUAACUACAGAAUGUAAGGAACGUGUAAAACAACUUGUAAAAAAAAACGAACCUGGUGUUGAAUUGCUUAUUUAGAUGAAUGAAAAAGAGAAUUAAACUGGAAUAUAUCUGUAA